CUGCUCCCUCACGGGGCCGGGUCGGGGUUGCACCACCGCCCGCGCCCCCGCCCCCGCCCCCGCCCCCGGGCGCCUUCGUCCCCAGGCCCGCAGCGGUGUCUCCUCUGGCCGCUGGCCACCCUCGGGGCAGCGCUGACGUGACCCUGCAGUUUACCUUUGCUGAGAACGUAGGAGGAGAUGCCAGUCUUAGAGCUAGAGGAUUUCCUGGGAAGUUCUGCAGAGUCCUGGCUAUCUGUGUCCAUCACUGUCGCCAUCUCUCAGCCACUCUCCUGCCUGAUGCUUGUCCUUCAAGAGCAGGGGAUCUCCCCUCAGAACCCCAAAGGAAUUAAUCUGCAUUUCCAUUCAAUCAACUGAGAUUUUUCACAUGUUAUCAGUGAUGCUGGGAGGUGACAACAAUCACUGAUGCUUCAGGUGAAGCUAAUAGUAACUGGAGAUGACUUCGGCUAUUGUCCUCGGAGAAACCAAGGCAUUGUGGAAUGUUUCCUGGCUGGUGCGAUCUCUAACGUGUCCCUUCUAGUCAACGGAAGUGCUGCAGCAGAUGCAGCCAAGCUGGCAAGGAGACACAACAUCCCAAUAGGCCUGCAUGCCAACCUCUCCGAGGGGUCCCCUUCAUGUGAGGUGCUCAAGACAAACUCUUCUCUGCUCAACCAAGAUGGAUUUUUCCAUGGAAAAAUGGGAUUCAGAACAGCUCUAUCAAAAGGUCUCCUGAAUAUGUCAGAGGUGAAGCAGGAGCUAAAGGCCCAGGUGGAGCUCUUCCAUGAUCUGACAGGUCACCUACCUUCUCACAUGGAUGGGCACCAGCACGUCCAUGUUCUCCCAGAGGUCAGGCACAUAUUUGCAGAGGUGUUGGAGGAAUAUGGGAUUAAGUACACACGUGUCCCAGUAGAGCCAGGCCUUCAUAACUGUGACUGGAUUCCACCAUUCCUGAUGGACUUUUACCUGGGAGUAGAAGAAGAUUCUUUUAACACAGUGGAUGUGUUUACAAAGCAUGGAAUAAGGUGGCCAGACAUUUACAUAGGGCUGAGCACCAUGGGCAGGAACAUGUCUGUGAGCAGCGUCCGCAGCGCCAUCGACAGUGCCGUGCUGCAGCUCAGGGCCAGGGCGCCGCCCAGCAGCACCGGGACAAUCGAACUGAUGGUGCACCCGGGCUACCCCAGCGUCCCCCCUGUCGGCGGCUGUGGGGAAGGACCAGAUGAUUUCUCACAGUCUUGGGAACGCCUCCACGAACUUGAGACAUUAGUUAAGCCAGAGCUGCAGAGCUAUUACAAAAGCAGGAACAUUCAGCUGUGUUCAUUCAGAGAUCUUUAAAUAAAUGAGCAGACAUCCAUCCAUCCAUCCAUCCAUCCAUCCAUCCAUCCAUCCAUCCAUCCAUCCAUCCAUCCAUCCUCUGAAGAUAGGCAGCUGCUAACAUCCAGAGAAGCCAGAUCACUGUUAUCAGUGUCACAGUCCCUGGUGCAGCUCACAGGAGCUGUGAACAGCCUGGGAAUGUACACCACCACCCUGUAAGCAGCUCCCAGCACUGCCCAGAGCCCCAGCUGUCAGUUUUAAGGGCACAAUGUCUGCUCAAAAUGUGCCAAACUCCUUCUGUGACCCCCUCUCCACAGCACCCCAGUGCAGUACACGCUCCCAGGGCUCAGCUCCUGCCAGCAAAGGAGCAGCACGGGGACAGACUUGGCUGUGACACUGCAGCACAGCACCCUGAAGGGUCUGAUCAUUUCUCCUUUCAGACUUGAUGGCAAAACAAGAACUGUGCUGGGGAGCAGGGGCUGCUUUGGAGCAGCCACUCAGUGUAGGUCACCCACAGGAGGCCUGGACACUUUCAGCAUUUGGCUCUCUGAAAGCAGUCAGUACCUGCCCCUCACUUGUACCUGCUCACGGUGAUGGGUGCAGGGACACAUCACCCUCAGAGCCUUCCUCUGCUCAGAGCAGUUGGGUCACAUAUGGCCCAGUGGGGUCUGCAGCCACACCCAGGAGCCAGCUCAGCCAGCAGGAAUUGUGUCUCUGCCUCCUGGCAUUAAGCCCCUCCCAGGACAGUAACAUCAGGGACAGCCCUUUUGGAGAGGCUUCUUAUUUUUUGGAUGACUUUGCAGGAGCAGCAACUGUUGACCCAUCUGCUAUUUCAGUAACUGCUGUGUAUGAGAGCAACAGCAACUGGUCCUGCACCACCCACUGCCCCUCAGGACAACCACGAGCUGUGCCAGCAAUGAGCACGGCUGCGAGUGGAGAAGGUCCCUGCAUUUGUCCCUUUUAUUCCUGUCACCAGAGCAUUCAAACUCCAACAAGCUCCAGAAGUGCUGAUAUGUUCUUAACUGCAGCACUGUCAUUCCUGCAAGGACUUGCACAUGGGAAAAAAUUAUUUUAGUUUGUUUAUGCUCAUUCUCUGCACAAGAGUUAUCUAUUUAACAUAAUUGUUUUUGUUAACCAUGUUUUUUAAUAUAAAAAUAUCAGUAUGAUAAUUCUUUUAGAUGAAAAAUAAACUCAGGCCUUUUCUAUUGGAAGCUUCAGUAGGCUUUUGGGUCUAGUUACAUCUGCUGAGUGAACUAAACCCACUCACCUGUCUGCUCCCACACCGCUGGAAGGGCCUCCCCUUCUAUCAUUUAUGGAACUGUCUGACCUUUCCUAUGACACAUCUGAGGAAGUUUUUGUCCUGUACAAGUAAGAAAAUCAUCAAGGAUGCUGUAGAAGAUAUUUUCCCCAAUUGUUUCCUAUAUAAUAGAAAGUGCCUUAGAUGUGUGGGCCGGGGCUGGGUGAGAGCAGGGCGGGUGUUACCCUGGGGCUGCCCCGGCCCAAGCCGCGCCCGGAGCGCUCGCACCCGCCAGCGCCACGCCGUGCCUGCCGCGCCGCACUGCAGCUCAAAGGGUAUGAAAUUGUCACCGCGCUCUCAUGGAUACCUCAAAGCUUACCGUAAACAUUUAACGUUAGAACGUGUUACGUUUAGAACAAUGUUUAGCAUAUUCUCCAUGUUCUAAGCGCUGGCUUGGCUCUGAUCGCACCCAUAGGACGUCACAAACCUGUGCAAUUCUGGAUGCAUUUCCUGGCAGCUGAGCACCGAAGACCUGAGGGCAGCCUUUACUCGAGUGUUGCACUGUGAAAAAUGGAUUUUGUAAAUUCCUUAUUUUAAAAUGAAGAGCAUUAAACCCCAAAUUUCCACUUAAUUAGAGAAAUUAAUAAUGAACUACUAAAAGACUACUCAAUAGGGAAUCUUUCAAUUGCAUUAAAUAAUGGAAGGAAA
Molecule: messenger RNA, 3232 nt
Organism: Oenanthe melanoleuca
Lineage: Eukaryota; Metazoa; Chordata; Aves; Passeriformes; Muscicapidae
Gene: YDJC
Product: YdjC chitooligosaccharide deacetylase homolog
Exons: 7
Coding region: 403-1308 (301 amino acids)
Biological process (GO): carbohydrate metabolic process
Molecular function (GO): deacetylase activity
Source: RefSeq, a predicted model, not a curated record